AGGAGCGUUUAUAAACAUGGCCCCUUUACACACCUAGGGGUCAUUGUUUACAUCCAUCCAUACAUGCCAUUUCUGCAUGUACGUUUCUGUACCCUGGCAGUGUGACAGUCAGAGCUAUAGAAGACGGACCAUCAUCCCACAUCUGGCUUUCCUUCCAGUUCUGCUCUCCAGAGUCUACUUGUUGCCGCAGCACCUGAUCUGCAAAGAUCAUAUCUGAACGGAAACCUUGUGGAUUUGUGGCAAAAAAUUGUUCCUAUUUAGAUCUUUCCUGAACCAGCUACCACCAUUUCUCCUCCAGCCGCCAUGUACAGCUCCAACUACUCCCGGGCCAAGUUUGGACAGGAGGCAAGGGAGCCCCUGCACAAACACAAAGGAAAGAGCUGCGGCUACUACAUGAGAAUCGUCUUCUUCUUCUCCUCUCUGAUCCAGUCCCUCAUCAUCGUCAGCCUGGUGCUCUUCCUCAUCUAUGGACAGCCAGAGAAGUCAGCCGAGGAGAAGAGAGUCGAGGACAUGGAGGUGAACUUCAACAGGCUGAGUGACAACAACAUCCAGCUGAGGAAGGAGAAGGGCGAGCUGGGAGCUCAGCUGGGAGCUCGCACCGGAGAGAAAGCUGCUCUGGAGACAGAGCUGGCCAAGCUGAAGACUGACACCAACAAGACAGAGUUUAUCUUAAAAGAUAAAUUAGCUACCUGUGAGAGAACAAGUGCAUCGACAAUCACAAGCAUUAUGGCACGUCGUAUCACCCCUCCGAUCCAGACCCCUCCUGUCACUAACAGCGGUGAAAUGAAGACUCUUCAGACCCUGAACGCCCAGCAGAAAGCCAUGAUCAACCUGAUUGUGGCGAACUUCACCCAGACGGUUCAGAACCUGAGACUGGAGAGAGACAACGCCCUCAAAGACAGUGGUAUUCACCAGCAGGACGCCAUCGCCCUGCGCAAGGCGAACACCAUACUGGAUAAGGAGCUCAUCAUCUACACCAAGAAAUGCAAGGAUGACUUUGCCCACUCUUUGGACGGGAUCAAAAAGGUGACCAGCGAUUUCCUGACCAAGAUCAACAACCUGUUUCCCCACCGCCUGACCUUUCACCUCACCUGCGACAGCCAGCAGGAGGAGAUGGAGAAGAUCAGGAACAAAUGCACUAACCUGUCCAAAGAUGUGGAAAAUAAGUUCCAGCUGUAUUUGGACAAUGUGGGCAGCAAGGUGGCUGAGAUCCAAGCCUUUUCCAGUCGUCUGGAGGUGAACAACACACAUACGAGAUCUGAACUGCUGCAAUGUGAACUCACUCGCAAAGAGGAGGCCGCGGAGUCAGCCAAUCAGCUGCAGCUCAAACAGAAGACUCACGAUAACCAGGUGGAGAAGUUACUGAUUGAGCAGAACCAGCUGAGGGAUCAGAAGAAGCUGCAGGAAGACACUUUGGCCCUGAGAGACAGAGAGCUUCAGAACCUCCAGCGAAUGAUCUCUGCUCAGCCCAAUGCCAAGGGGAGAUGAAAUGAACUUGCAGACUGAAGAAACAUUUGUCAACAUUUUGCCUUUAAAUCUUCAAAAAAAGACAUGUAUAUUUUCUGUAUACAACAAACUUUAAUUUGUACAUAAUAAAGAGUCCAUAUUAAUGACUUUCCGUUGUUGGACUGUGCAUACUUUGUUUAGCUCUACUUGGAUUAGAAUAUGAAUUUGUUUACGUUUAUACAUUGGUUGAAAAGCCUUGGUACCAACCAAGGUAAAUGUAAAAAUAUCAAUUACACUGGUGUAAAUAUUUGUCUUGUUAUGUUUGUUGUACUUUUAUUUGGAAAUAAAAUGAAGCAGAAACUGACUCACUCCUGAA
Messenger RNA from Notothenia coriiceps (black rockcod), 1822 nucleotides. RefSeq names its product plasmalemma vesicle associated protein b (gene plvapb). Gene Ontology annotation, biological process: positive regulation of cellular extravasation; regulation of vascular permeability. The transcript has 8 exons. The coding region runs from base 304 to 1488 and encodes 394 amino acids. The record is from RefSeq and is a predicted model, not a curated record. Lineage: Eukaryota; Metazoa; Chordata; Actinopteri; Perciformes; Nototheniidae.